CUCUCACACUGUGGAGGCAACAUGAGGCUGAGGGCCGUGCUGCUGCUCGCUCUCGUAACGCACACAUUUGCUGAAGAUGAGUCCUGCAUGGGCCGCUGUGAAAAUGGUUUUGAUGCCUCUAAGACGUGCCAGUGUGACUCCAUGUGCAAGUAUUACAAGAGCUGCUGCUCUGACUAUGAGGUCACCUGUGGUAUGAUGACCCGUGGAGACACUUUUAUCUUCGCAGAGGAUGAUGAUGAUGUGUUUGACAGCACCACUCCAGCCCCUUCACCUCAUCAUCAUGGUCGGACUGCUCUGGGCCGUGGACCCAGACCCACACAGCAGUCUGUCCCGGAUUUCAGACCACAGGAUCCACUGGAGGUCACAUUACAAAUGACCAAACCACUGCAGGAGACGGGUCCCAUAGUAGCCAACAUGUUCAACAGACGGACCCCCCCCAUGCCACGGAGCGUCCUGGGUACAACAGAGGCUCCUGGGGCCGAAACAACAGCUGAGAUGACCACCACUGCCCCAGUCACCCCAGCCACCACAGCCGCCACACCACCAACCACGACUGAAGCCCCAGACCCUGAUGCUGAGGUCUGCAGUGGCCGGCCCUUCGACUCCUUCAUGCAGAUGAAGAACGGCUCCAUCUACGCCUUCAGAGGGGUGUAUUUUUUUGAACUGGACCAGAAGUCGGUGGUUCCUGGUUACCCAAAGCUCAUAAAGGAUGUGUGGGGUAUCAAGGGGCCAAUUGAUGCUGCCUUCACCAGAGUCAACUGUCAGGGGAAAACAUAUAUCUUCAAGGGAAACCAGUAUUGGAGGUUUGAUGAUGGGGUUCUGGAUGAAGACUAUCCUCGAGACAUCAGCGUGGGCUUUGACAAGAUUCCUGAUUAUGUGGAUGCUGCGUUUGCCCUCCCUGCACCAGGCCACAAUGGAAAAGAGAAGGCCUAUUUUUUUAAAGGUGAUCAGUAUUAUUCGUACGAGUUUCUGCACCAGCCGACCCAUGAGGAGUGUAUCGGCAUGUCUGAGAGGUCUCCAUCUACACUGUUCAGACGUUACACCGACGUUUACUCCAGAAACUAUGAACGUUUUUUCAGCGAGCUCUUCUCUGAAAUUCCUCAGCAUCAUGGAAAACACCACUUCAUUGACAAGGACUGGAAAGGCCUCAGGUCUCCUGUGAAUGCUGCCAUGGCAGGCAGGAUCUACGUCAGCCCUCUGAGGUUCCCACCAGCUCGUAAUGACUACCAGACUGACCAGCAGUGGGGUCGACAGCAAGACCAGCAGUAUGACCAGCAGUGGGGUCAGCAGUGGGGUCAGCAGCAGUGGGGUCAAAGGAGGCAGAGCCGUUCUCCUUUCUGGGACUCCAUGGCCGAGCGGGGAAUGGCCAUGGGCCAGGAGAUGGCAGAGCGGGGCAUGGAGAUGGGCUUGAGGCUGGCACAGAGAAGGAUGGAGAUGGAGGAGAGGCUCAGACAAGACUGGAGCAGAGGCUGGGAUCAAGACAUGGAUCAGGACAGACGGAGAGAUGGGUACAGGCAGAACAACAGAGGCAACUACGACAGCAGGAACGACAGGAACUUGUACUGGGACUUCAUCCAGAGGACUCAGCCCAUACAAAGUGUCUACUUCUUUAAAGGAGAUAAAUACUACAGAGUGGACCUCAGGAGUAAGAGAGUUGACCCCGGCGUCCCCCCAUACCCCAGGUCCAUCGCCAGGUACUGGCUGGGCUGUUCAGACCCCAUGGGGGCAGAGAAAUAGUAGUCUCCAAUAUUUAAGGUGCUUCAAAAUAGUAAAUUGGAUUAAAUGUGUGUUAAACAGAUGGUUCUUUUCAAGCAAAGAUGUAAGAAGUGUCAGAUCUGCUCUGUGUAAAAUGUGACUAACCAGCUUUUAGUAAAUACUGGAGAUCGAUGAAAGUCCAAAGACCGCUGUUCACAACAGAUAUGGACGUCAAAGUUCACACCGGGUUAUUAUCUAAUCCCUCCAAUGUUUACCCAUUUGUUCUAAACAUUAACUGACCUAUUUCACUGAACACAACAUAAAAUAAGUAGUGUUAAAGGUAAAGUUUUAUUUGUGGAGAGCUUGAUGAGAGAAAAACAUUUUGAUAAAGACAUGAUGAUUGCGUUUUAUGCAUUAUAUAUUCACAUCUUCCUUCUUAUUUUUUUUUUAAAGGGAGAGAUAGUUUAUUGUGAUUACAUUAAAAAAUAAAGUUUUAUGCAUCAAAAAUGCAUAAAAAAACAAAGUUUUAUGCAUCAAAAAUGACUACAUUCAAAGUGUGAAGUCUUGAAAUCCUGCUUUUGCUUUAAUUCUCUACAGUCACAAUACAGUCGCAGUAUAAUGUUAGAUUCAAGUAGCUUUUGUCAGUUUAACUGUACAUUGUGCACUGAUGAAGAGUAUGUUACGUUUGUUUUCAUGUCCUAUUGAACAACUGCUGUAUUUUCAUCCAUUACAAAUAAUAAAGUGGAUGAUUUCA
Sphaeramia orbicularis (orbiculate cardinalfish) is the source of this 2449-nucleotide messenger RNA. It is a transcript of the gene vtna, whose product is annotated as vitronectin a. The record is from RefSeq and is a predicted model, not a curated record. Lineage: Eukaryota; Metazoa; Chordata; Actinopteri; Kurtiformes; Apogonidae. Gene Ontology annotation, biological process: immune response; cell-matrix adhesion; cell adhesion mediated by integrin. Gene Ontology annotation, molecular function: scavenger receptor activity; integrin binding; polysaccharide binding.